Molecule: messenger RNA, 1269 nt
Organism: Paramecium pentaurelia
Lineage: Eukaryota; Ciliophora; Oligohymenophorea; Peniculida; Parameciidae
Source: the annotation of a GenBank genome assembly
UUUAUGUUUAGAUUGAAUUAGUUGGCUGGACAAUUUAAGGAAGUCAAGUUCUUGGCAGAUCCUCUUGAAUAUCUUCAAUUGUAUGACAUGCUUGAAAAAGACGAAAAGGACAUUUGUUAUGCUGUUCGUAAAUUUGCAUAGGAAAAAGUAAUAAGAAUCAAUUAAUAAGGCGGCACCAACAAUCAAUAAGUAUGUUGAAGCAGCUGAAUUUCCUACAGAAAUAGUUGAAGCUUUAAAACCAUUAAAGUUAAUUCAUAAAACUGAUACAUAUGUGAAAACUGGUUUAGCCUAUUUAGAAUUAGCUAAAGUUGAUGCUGGUUUAUCAACAUUCUAUUUAUUAAUGUAAAAAUUGAUAUGAUUGAUUAGUUCAUCAUUGGUACCUUAUAGUAUUGAAACAUUUGGUUCAGAAUAAUAAAAAUAGAAAUACUUAACUAGGAUUAAGGAUAUGGAUAUUUUGGGAGGAUGGGCAUUAACUGAGAAAGAAUAUGGGUCUGAUGCAUCUAGUAUAUAAACUACAGUCAAAAAAGUUUAGGGAGGAUAUUUAUUGAAUGGUAAUAAGAGAUGGAUUGGAAAUGGAAAUAAGGAUAUUCUAGUUGUUUGGGCUAGAAAUAUUGAGAAUAAUAAUAUUGAAGGGUUUAUAAUAGAAAACAAAUGGGCUGGAGUUCAUGCAGAACCAAUCAAACAUAAAUUAGCAUUGAGAAUAGUUUAAAAUUGUUAAAUUACAUUUAAAGAUGUGUUUAUACCUGAUGAAAAUAAGAUGCCUAAAGCUAAAGACUUUUAGAACGGUGUAACUUAAGUAUUGUAACAUUCAAGAGUAGGAGUUCCUUGGAUAGCUUUGGGAAUAUAAGCAGGAGUAUAUGAGAAUGUGAUUAAAUUUACAACAAGAAGAAAGUAAUUUGGAAAAAAUAUUGCUGGAUUCUAAUUAUAAUAAGAGAGAUUGGCUAAGAUUUUAACAACAUUUUAAGCUAGUUUUUUGAUGGUUUUAUAAGUUUCAAGAUUGGCAUAAGAGAAAAAAGCAACUUUAGGAUAGAUUGCAGCUGUUAAAGCAUGGGUUUCUGAUAAAACAAGAGAAGUAGCUAGAUUAGGAAGAGAGAUGAUGGGAGGAGAUGGAAUUUUAAUUGAAAAUUAUUGUAUUAAGGCUUUAACUGAUGCUGAAGUAGUUUAUACAUAUGAGGUAAAUUAUAAAAUUAAAUAUUUCAAAGGGAUCUUAUGAUAUUAAUAGUUUGAUUGCUGGGAGGGAAAUAACAGGAUUAGCUGCAUUCAAGUGAU